AAAGAACGUCCCAAGAUUCCUUGACUAGAACACGGAAGUAGGAUUGGUAACGAGUUAUUUUUUCUGUUCCUUGUGUUGAGUAAAGAAAAUACAUACUGACUCAACAGGCUACCCAUCUCUAAUUUGACAGAAAAUGUCUAAACUACAGAUGUUGUGUGUGUUUUUAAAUGAUCGUUUAUCGGCGGCUGCUGGGGAUAUUUUUGGGGCCGUUGAGAAAACGGUAGGAGAGUACCAGGAGGAGAAUGAUCGGUUACGGAGACUGCUGCGGAGGACACCAGAGAUACAACUAUGUCGAAUAGAACCCGUGCAGCCCUCUGUCUCUGAAGAGGAGGUUCCCUCUGAGCAGCAGCACUGUGAGCAGGAAUGGAGCCCCAGUCUGGGACAGAAGGACCCAGAGACCAAACAGAUUAAAGAGGAACAGGAGGAAGUCAGGACCAGUCAGGAGGAAGAGCAGCUUCAAGGGGUGGAGCCUGAUAUCAUAGAGUUCAUAUUUACUCCUCCUUGUGUGAAAAGUGAAUGUGAUCAGGAGGAACCACGUCAAGAUCCCAUACUUGCUGAACACCCAACUCUCCUGAAAAUGUCUAAACUACAGUCGUUUCAAGAGUUUUUAAAUGAGCGUUUAACGGCGUUUGCUGCUGUGGAGAUUUCUGGGGCAUUUGCGAAAGCAGUAGCAGAGUACCAGGAGGAGAAUGAUCGGCUACGGAGACUGCUGCGGAUCACACCAGAGAUACAAUUAUGUAGAAUAGACUCCCUGCAGCUCUCUGUCUCUGAAGAGGAGGUUCCCCCUGAGCAGCAGCACUGUGAGCAGGAGUGGAGCCCCAGUCUGGGGCAGGAGGACCCAGAGCCCACACAGAUUAAAGAGGAACUCGGGACCAAUCAGGAGGAAGAGCAGCUUCAAGGGCUCUUUGAUACCAAAGACUCCAUAUUCACUCCUUCCUGUGUGAAAAGUGAAUGUGAUCAGGAAGACCCACUUCAGUCCUUGACUCUUCCCCAAACCCAGACUGUGGAGAACAGAAAGAGUCAUUCUAAACCAGUGGAUCCCAAGCCUUUGUCCAAGCACAUGAGGAUUCACACAGGAGAGAAACCAUUUAUCUGUGGUGACUGUGGGAAGAGCUUUAUUCGCAAGGCGCACCUAACCAGGCAUAAACUGACUCACACAGGAGAGAAACCAUUCAGCUGUGGUGACUGUGGGAAAAGCUUCCGUCUCAAAGGGAACCUAACCACUCAUAAACUGACUCACACCAGAGAGAAAUCAUUUAGCUGUGGUGACUGUGGGAAAAGCUUCCGUCUCAAAGGGAACCUAACCACUCAUAAACUGACUCACACAGGAGAGAAACCAUUUAGCUGUGGUGACUGUGGGAAAAGCUUCAAUCGUAAGGUGAGCCUAACUGAACAUAAACUGACUCACACAGGAGAGAAACCAUUUAGUUGUGGUGACUGUGGGAAAAGCUUCAUUCGGAAGGUGCAUCUAACUGAACAUCAACUGACUCACACAGGAGAGAAACCAUUCACCUGUGAUGAAUGUGGGAAAAGAUUUAUUCAGAAGAGGGACCUAAGGAGACAUAUACUGAUUCACACAGGAGAGAAACCAUUUAGUUGUGGUGACUGCGGGAAAAGCUUCAAUCGGAAGGGGCACCUAACCAUGCACAAACUGACUCACACAGGAGAGAAACCAUUCACCUGUGGUGAAUGUGGGAAAAGCUUCAAUCGGAAGGGGCACCUAACCAUGCAUAAACUGACUCACACAGGAGAGAAACCUUUCACCUGUGGUGACUGUGGGAAGAGCUUUAUUCAGAGGAGGGACCUAAGGAGACAUAUACUGAUUCACACAGGAGAGAAAGUAUUUAGCUGUGGCAACUGAGGGAAAAACUUCAAUCAGAAACAACAUAGCUGCUUAGUCUGAUAAUAUAUUAAUUUAGAAGACUAAUCUGCUAACACGUGAAAAACAUCCACAAAGACUGUAAAUGAGGACACAGAAAGGAGACUAAGAGUAUUGAGAUACACCCAAGAUCCCCUGUGGACCAACUCUAACUGGUCCUCCUGAUCCUGCUCAGUCCAAUGUGACAGUAAUUAUAUAAUGGGACUGUUGUCUGAACCUAACAGGUAAUGUUGCUACUCUUUGUGUAUGAAAUGGACAAUCUGCAGUUCAGACAACCACCAGUUUUUAGGUGAACAACUGAGGGAUGGUGUUGGAGAGGUGUGAACACUCAAUGUCGUAGUCCGACAUGGAUACAAGAUGUCCAGAUCAGAUGCAGGUUGCCCAAUAGGCGGCCCAUGGGGGAUUUAUUUGGCCCCCAAGUUUUCUGAGCAAAACAAGAUAAUAUAUAGAAUUUUAUUUUUUUGGUUCGUUGGAUAUUUAUUUUAUUAAGUGCCAGUAGAAGGCACUCUUUCCUCUGGUCUAAAAACAUAUCCCAAUGCCCCAGGGCAGUGAUUGGCACUGCCCUGUGUAGGGUGCCGUCUUUCGGAUGGGACGUUAAACAGAUGUCCUGACUCUCUGAGGUCAUUAAAGAUCCCAUGGCACUUAUUGUAAGAGUAGGGGUGUUAACCCCGGUGUCCUGGCUAAAUUCCCAAUCUGUCCCUCAAACCAUCACGGUCACCUAAUAAUCCCCGGUUUACAAUUGGCUCAUUCAUCCUCCUCCUCUCCCCUGUAACUAUUCCCCAGGUUGUUGCUGCAAAUGAGAACGUGUUCUCAGUCAACUUACCUGGUAAAAUAACGGAUAAAUAAAAUAAAAAAUACAAUUAAUUUCGGGGGAUCUGUUCCCAAGUAUUCCCACGUGUAAAUAGAUUUACAGUACCAGUCAAAAGUUUUAAAACACCUACCUUACAUUGUAGAAUAAUAGUACAUAUGUACAUAGUACAUGGAAUCAUGUAGUAACCAAAAAAGUGUUAAACAAAGCAAAAUAUAUUUUAUAUUUGAGAUUCUUCAAUGUAGCCCCCCUUUGCCUUGAUGACAGCUUUGCACACUUGGCAUUCUCUCAACCAGCUUCGUGAGUUUGUCACCUGGAAUGCAUUUCAAUUAACAGGUGGAUCUUAAGUUAAUUUGUGGAAUUUCUUUCCUUAAUGCAUUUGAGCCAAUCAGUUGUGUUGUGACAAGGUAGGGGUAGUAUACAGAAUAUAUCCCUAUUCGGUAAAAUAUCAUGUCCAUAUUAUGGUAGGAACAGCUUAAAUAAGCAAAGAGACAGUCCAUCAUUACUUUAAGACAUUUGUAAGUCGCUCUGGAUAAGAGCGUCUGCUAAAUGACUUAAAUGUAAAUGUAAGACAUGAAGGUUAGUCAAUCCUACUUUAAAAGUUUCUUCAAGUGAAGUUGCAAAAACCCUCAAGCGCUAUGAUGAAACUGGCUCUCAUGAGGACCACCACUGGAAAGGAAGAUCUAGAGUUAUCUCUGCUGCAGAGGACAUGCUCAUUAGAGUCAACUGCACCUCAAAUUGCAGCCCAAAUAAAUGCUUCAGAGUUCAAGUGACAGACACAUCUCAACUUCAACUCUUCAGAGGAGACCAUGGGAAUCAGGCCUUCAUGGUCGACUUGCUGCGAAGAAACCACUACUAAAGGACACCAAUAAGAAGAAGAGACUUGCUUGGGCCAAGAAACACGAGCAAUGGACAUUAGACCGGUUGGAAUCUGUCCUUUGGUCUGAUGAGUCCAAAUUUGAGAUUUUUGGUUCCAACUGCCGUGUCUUUGUGAGACGCAGAGUAGGUGAACGGAUGAUCUCUGCUUGUGUGGUUCCCACCGUGAAGCAUGGAGGUGUGGGGGUGCUUUGCUGGUGACACUGUCAGGGAUUUAUUUAGAAUUUAAGGCACACUUAACAAGCAUGGCUACCACAGCAUUCUGCAGUGAUACGCCAUCCCAUCUGGUUUCGCUUAGUGGGACUAUAAUUUGUUUUUCGACAGGACAAUGACGCAACACACCUCCAGGCUGUGUAAGGGCUUUUUGACCAAGAAGGAGAGUGAUGGAGUGCUGCAUCAGAUGACCUGGCCUCCACAAUCACCCGACCUCAAUCCAAUUGAGAUGGUUUGGGAUGUGUUGGACCGCAGAGUGAAGGGAAAGCAGCCAACAAGUGCUCAGCAUAUGUGGGAACUCCUUCAAGACGGUUGGAAAAGCAUUCCAUGUGAAGCUGGUUGAGAGAAUGCCAAGAGUGCAAAGCUGUCUUCAAGGCAAAGGGUGUCUACUUUGAAGAAUCUAAAAUAUAUUUUGAUUUGUUUAACACUUUUUUUGGUUACUACAUGAUUCCAAAUGUGAUAAUUCAUAGUUUGAAUGUCUUCACUAUUAUUCUACAAUAUAGAAAAUAGUAAAAUAAAGAAAAACCCUUGAAUGAAUAGGUGUGUCCAAACUUUUGACUGGUACUGUAUAUGUGAUCAUAUCAACUAGCUCUCUCACGUUAGAAUGUUUCUUAAACGUAAAAUUUGGAAGUUGCUGUGUACGUAAAAUAUGGAAGUGUUUAAGGUUAAGUUUAGGUAUUAAUGCUGCAUGGUUAAGGUUAGGUAUUAAUGCUGCAUGGUUAAGGUAAGGGUUAAGGUUUGGGAUAGGCUUAAAAUAUCACAGAAUUCCAACUUGUAACCUUUGGAAUCAGUGGCAGAUGCCUUCUCCCAUCCGCCAUCCCCGUCCACAACCCAAACCUACUUGAAGGUAACAUCGCUCACUGUUGCCUCUAGUGGCCGGUUUCCACAUCAUCCCAACAUGCAUGGCAGUCGAAUGCUGAUUUGUGUCACGGGUAACCUGGCUGGAUCUUAUCCCCAGUGUUAUCAUGGUUUGAAAUGAUUCUUUUUUUUUUUUCCCAAAUACUAUAUCUGUUCGGUAUUCUUGCGGUCAAUUUGUAUAAUUAUGUUCCGUCCCCCGGCUGACAUGCUUGCUGAGCGGCAAGAAGAGUCACCAUUAGGGUUGCAAAGCUACCGGUAAUUUACUGAAGUUACUGGAAUCUACAGUAAUUUUGGUAGUUAACAGAAAAUCUAUGGUAAUCUAUUGUAACUUUUUGGUAAUUUAAAUUUUGCAUUUUGUAUUAAUAUAUAUACUGUUCAUUCAUAUCUGUGUCUAUAUUAUCAUGAGUUUCUAGUAGAUCGACCUUAUGGGUCAAGAGGUAGUAGUCCAAUUAAUAAAAUAAAAUAAAUAAAAAACA
Messenger RNA from Oncorhynchus nerka (sockeye salmon), 5110 nucleotides. RefSeq names its product zinc finger protein 260-like. The record is from RefSeq and is a predicted model, not a curated record. The transcript has 3 exons. NCBI's taxonomy places the organism in Eukaryota, Metazoa, Chordata, Actinopteri, Salmoniformes, Salmonidae. The coding region runs from base 134 to 1861 and encodes 575 amino acids.